UCGAUCGCACACCGCCGCGCCACGCUUCCUUCCCCAACCCCGACACGGACGCCUCGCCGUCGCCGGGAAAAGCAUCCGACAAUGAGCGCCGCCGCGGCCAACGUCGCCGUCAUCGGAGCCGGAAUCACGGGCGCCGUGUGCGCGUCGCUGCUGGCCGCGCGCGGGGUGGCGGUGACGCUCUUCGACUCCGGCCGCGGCGCCGGCGGCCGCAUGGCGCAGCGGAGGGAGGUGAUGGACGACGGCACGGAGCUGCGCUUCGACCACGGCGCGCCGUACUUCACCGUCGGCAACGACGAGGUUGCCCGGGUCGUGGGCGGGUGGGAAGCGCGCGGGCUCGUCGCCGAGUGGAAGGCCAUGUUCGCCUGCUUCGAUCGGGAGACCGGAAAAUUCAGGGAUUUCGAUAAGGAGGGAACAACUAAGAAGUAUGUGGGAGUUCCAGGCAUGAACUCAAUAUGCAAAUCUUUGUGCCAAGAGGAUGGUGUGAUGGCCAAAUUUGGUGUCACAGUCGGAAAGAUGGAUUGGCUUCAAGACAGGAGCUCAUGGUCACUGGCUAGCUUGGAUGGCAAAGAUCUUGGCAAUUUUGAUUAUGUGGUAGCAACAGAUAAGAAUGUAGCAUCACAAAAGGUUUCUGGACUCACUGGAAAACCGCCACCUCUUGAUUUUUCAGCAUUUCCACAUUUGUCAACAAUGUUUCAAGAUAUCCCAGUCCGCCCCUGUUUUGCUCUGAUGCUAGCAUUCUCGGAGCCUCUGGCUAUGGUACCUGUCCAAGGGUUUUCUUUCUACAAAUCCGAUUGUCUAAGCUGGGCAUUUUGCGACAGUAGUAAGCCAGGACGUGCAUGUGUUCCUGCUAACAUUCAAUCGUGGGUACUACGUUCAACCACUGAGUAUGCUUCUAAGGUAAUAAGCAGUAUGGGUCCCCGCAAACCAUCGGCAGAUGCCCUUGCUAAGGUGGCAGAAGAAUUGUUUAAAGAAUUUCUAGCAACCGGACUGAACAUUCCACAACCAAUUUUUAUGAAAGCUCAUAGAUGGGGUGGUGCUUUCCCGGCCAUUUCUAUUGGCGGUGAUGAUAAGUGUGUGUGGGAGAAGAGUAUUAGGUUGGCUAUUUGUGGAGAUUUCUGUGCAAGUCCAAGUGUGGAAGGGGCUGUUCUUAGUGGUACGAGAGGUGCUUCUAAAAUCCUUGGAUGUUUAAACUUGCCGUCAGGAUUGUGAGUUUUGACUGACACGAAAGUCAUGAUGUUUCCUCUUUGUUCUGUAUUUAUGUGUGCAUCUGUCAUUUUAGAGAUGCACUUAUUUUGUAUAGAAACAGUUAAUCAUGUCCCUGAUGGGAGCCAUAUUGUUUGUUGAAUAUUACAAUGCGAAAUAAGAAAUAAGUUCCGAUGCUCAUGCCAA
Molecule: messenger RNA, 1389 nt
Organism: Lolium rigidum
Lineage: Eukaryota; Viridiplantae; Streptophyta; Magnoliopsida; Poales; Poaceae
Product: renalase-like
Exons: 9
Coding region: 82-1209 (375 amino acids)
Molecular function (GO): oxidoreductase activity
Source: RefSeq, a predicted model, not a curated record